CGGGCUGGGCCACAGCAGAGCUGGGAGAGCUGAGCCCCGGCUCGCACCUACGCGCCGGCUCGGUCUCCCCCUGCACCAGCCGUGACCCCCGGCCACCCGCUCAGCAAUGAGGGUCCUGAGUGUGCGCUGUCGGGUGCUGCUGGCGUGCCUCGUCUUGGUCCUGCCAGCCUCGGCGACAAACUUUUUAUCAAAAGAACGUGCUUCACAAAUCCUGACAAGGAAGCGCCGUGCAAAUGCCUUGCUUGAAGAAACUAAAAAGGGCAAUCUAGAAAGAGAAUGCAUUGAAGAACUCUGCAAUAAAGAGGAAGCCAGGGAGGUCUUUGAAAACAAUCCAGAAACGGAUUAUUUUUAUCCAAGAUAUUUGGGUUGUCUGGGCGCAUUCCGUGUUGGCGCGUUCAGUACUGCACGGCUGUCAGUGAAGGCCUACCCUGACCUCAGGAGCUGUGUCAAUGCCAUCCCAGACCAAUGUGACCCUAUGCCGUGCAAUGAGGAUGGGUACCUGAGCUGCAAAGAUGGCCAAGCAGCUUUCACUUGUAUCUGUAAACCAGGAUGGCAAGGAGACAUGUGUCAGUUUGAUAUAAAUGAAUGUAAAGAUCCCUUAAAUGUAAAUGGAGGCUGCAGCCAGAUAUGUGACAACACUCCCGGAAGUUACCACUGCUCCUGCAGAAGUGGCUUUGCUAUACUUUCCAAUAAAAAAGACUGCAAAGAUCUGGAUGAGUGCUCUCUGAAGCCGAGUAUUUGUGGCACAGCUGUGUGCAAGAACAUUCCAGGAGACUUUGAAUGUGAAUGUCCUGAUGGCUACAGAUAUGAUCCUUCAUCAAAGUCUUGUAAAGAUGUGGAUGAAUGCUCUGAGAACAUGUGUGCUCAACUGUGCGUCAAUUACCCUGGAGGCUACUCGUGUUAUUGUGAUGGGAAGAAAGGAUUCAAACUUGCCCAAGACCAGAAGAGUUGUGAGGGUAUUCCAGUGUGCCUUUCCUUGAACCUCGACAAAAAUUAUGAAUUAUUAUACCUGGCCGAGCAGUUUGCAGGAGUUGUCUUGUAUCUGAAGUUUCGUUUGCCAGAAAUCACCAGAUUUUCAGCUGAAUUUGAUUUUCGGACAUAUGAUUCAGAAGGCAUCAUAUUGUAUGCAGAAUCUCUUGAUCACUCAAAUUGGCUCUUGAUUGCACUUCGUAAUGGGAAGAUUGAAGUCCAGUUUAAGAAUGAGUUGUCAACCCAAAUCACAACUGGAGGCAAUGUUAUUAACAAUGGUAUAUGGAAUAUGGUGUCUGUGGAAGAAUUAGAGGACAGUGUCAGCAUUAAAAUAGCUAAGGAAGCUGUGAUGAAUAUCAAUAAGCUUGGGAGCCUUUUCAAACCCACAGAUGGAUUUCUGGAUACCAAAAUAUACUUCGCAGGAUUACCUCGGAAAGUGGAAAGUGCACUCAUUAAACCGAUUAAUCCUCGUCUGGAUGGGUGUAUACGAGGCUGGAAUUUGAUGAAACAAGGAGCUUUAGGUGCAAAGGAAAUUAUCCAAGGAAAACAAAAUAAGCAUUGCUUCCUCACAGUGGAGAAGGGCUCCUACUACCCUGGUUCUGGAGUUGCUCAGUUCAGCAUAGAUUACAAUAAUGUAACCAAUGCAGAGGGAUGGCAAAUGAAUGUGACCUUGAAUUUUCGUCCAUCCACCGGCACUGGAGUUAUGUUUGCCUUGGUUUCUGGAGACACAGUCCCCUUUGCCUUGUCCUUGGUGGGCUCCAGCUCAGAAAAUUCUCAGGAUAUAAUGGUAUUUGUUGAAAAUUCAGUGGUGGCUCGAAUAGACGCCGUAACUCUGUGCUCUGACCAGCAAUCCCAACUGAAAUGUAAUGUUAACAGAAAUGGCCUGGAACUGUGGACCUCACUUAGGAAAGAUGCCAUCUACUCUAAAGAUCUCCAAGGGCAACUUGCUGUCUUGGACAAAGCAAUGAAAGGAACCGUGGCCACUUACCUAGGUGGCAUUCCAGAUAUUUCCUUCAGUGCCACCCCAGUGAAUGCCUUUUACAGUGGAUGUAUGGAAGUACACAUCAACGAUGUGCAGUUGGAUCUGGAUGAAGCCAUCUCUAAACAUAAUGACAUUAGAGCUCACUCGUGUCCAUCGGUUAGAAAAAUCCAGAAUAACAUCUAAAGUCUGUUUUCCAUGCUUAUAAUUUCCCUUUCCUUGUAAUGAUGCUCACGUCUCUAUCACCAGCCGGCAGGUGUUACCUGUGGUGUGCAAUGCUUGAAACUAUGUGGUACUUUGUCCUUCAGAUUUUUGUUAUAUAAUUCACAUUUUUAAAAAGUCUAGAAAUGAAAUAAUGAAAACAUAUGAUAAUUUCAAUUUCUUUGCUAUAAAUGACACUGCUAUAGUUUGUUAUUUUAAAAGUAAGAGUUCACCAUCAUUGAACUGGUAUUUAAAUAACUAUUUUUCUCAGAAAGCAAGGUGGUUAAACCCAAACAAAAGCUUGUGUGACUAAAUGUUAAUAGCUGCAGAUAGACACUGUGGUUUUGCUGUUGUGCCCCAUCCCACUGCCGUGAAAGCAGCAGGGCUGAUAGCAUUCUGAAUGUGAGGUGAGUGGAAAGUCUCACAGCUUUAUUCCAAAGUACUUUCUUGGAGUGAGGAGCGGCUAGCUCAGGCUUCAUCUUCCUUUUUACCUAGCUUUACACUUGAGCCAACACCUUCCCUGAAUUAGAGAGCAAGGGUAGAUUUUCAUGGGAGCAGCGUUUGAAUGUUGCCUCGGAGGCACUGAUUUCUACAUCAGGUUAAGCUGUAAGGGGUGUGAACAUUGGGUGGACACAUUUCUCCACCGUGGCUGCAUAGGCCCCAUGAGCUCUGAAUCCGAAAGGCUGCCAGUCCUUAGGGGUGGGAAGGAGAGUGAACACAUGGAGCAAUCCGUAGUUUUCCUUCACUCUGGCUUUUAAUUACUGUAGAUGGCUUGGAUGUGAUUGUUGACGUUAAAAUGUGAUGAAAAGUAGAGUAGACUUUUUUUAACAAAUAGGUAAUGAUGAGAGGGAUGCUGGCAAUGGUUAUGUUCUGUCUUUGUAAUGAAAGAAGUACAGAGGUAAGUUUGUCAAGUAUUUGCUGGUAGUGCGUUGCACGUGGCAGGCUGUUUUGUUGUGCCUGAGUCAAUCACUUCAGGUGUGUGUCAGGCAUUUUGUUGCUGUCUGAGGAGUUACAUUUUAUUUUACUGUAGAUAUUUCACAGCACAUGAAAAAUAAUAAAACGAUAUGUAUUUUUAAGGUAUA
Onychomys torridus (southern grasshopper mouse) is the source of this 3231-nucleotide messenger RNA. RefSeq names its product protein S (gene Pros1). Gene Ontology annotation, cellular component: extracellular region. Gene Ontology annotation, molecular function: calcium ion binding. The transcript has 15 exons. NCBI's taxonomy places the organism in Eukaryota, Metazoa, Chordata, Mammalia, Rodentia, Cricetidae. Bases 107 to 2134 code for a protein of 675 amino acids. The record is from RefSeq and is a predicted model, not a curated record.